GUGGCCGCUCGCUGGAGUAUAAAUAGCGGAGAGCGGCGCGGCUGCUCUCACUCUGAGCUAGGUAGUGGAAGGCGGAGGAGCUCAGCCUGAGGAUAAAGCGUUGCUCUCCCGUCUCUGCAUAUUAUCUGAUCGUGUUGGGGACAUUUAUUGCCAUGAAAGCUUUCAGCCCAGUGAGAUCUGUGCGGAAAUCCAGCCUAACGGAACAUAAUCUGGGGAUAACCAGGAGCAAAACGCCCGUGGAUGACCCCAUGAGCCUGCUCUAUAACAUGAACGACUGCUACUCCAAGCUGAAGGAGCUGGUGCCCAGCAUCCCGCAGAACAAGAAAGUCUCCAAAAUGGAAAUCUUGCAGCAUGUUAUCGACUAUAUUCUGGACCUGCAGAUCGCCCUGGACUCCCACCCCAGUAUUGUCAGCUUGCAUCACCCCAGAUUGGGAGCAAGCCCCACUUCCACAAGGACCCCCCUGACAACCCUAAACACAGAUAUCAGCAUCCUGUCAUUGCAGGUACAGACCGAUCUCAGUGUUAUUCCAUGUGCAUUGCAACUCCCACUAUGGCUGACAGCAUGAUGGGGGUUGCAAUCCACCUCCAACCCCUGUCUGACAGUUUUGUGUUUUUAUUUAUUCUCUGCUGAUCUGAUCACUGUCCUAGUUCUGUGUAGUUACAGCCUUAUCUCUUGUUUAUUCCAGGCGAAUGACUUAACAGAGUUUAGCACGAAUGACAGCAAAGCUCUUUGUCCUUAAGCAAAAUGGUGAGUUGUGUUUUUUUUUUUUUUUUUUUUCAUCUCGAACAUCAGCCUAUUCAUGGCUCUUUCACUCUGGAUCAUGCAUGCUGGGGGUAACUGACCAUUUAUCAGGGGUAGAUUAAACGAUUGUAUGUUCCAGCUGAUCACAGAACAUGUGGCUGCAUUUGGCUAGCGCUAAUCGAUUGCCAGAGGUGCCCCAGUAUUAAUGUGUGGACCAAAUCGUGCCAAUGCCUUCUACUAGCAUGUCUGCCCAUUGACUGUAACUGAAACCAAAAAGAACCCUUUAUGCUGUGAUCUGUUCCAGGGGAGGGUGUUUUGGGCUCCUGUCUUCAUUUUUUUUUUUUUAAAGUGGCUGCGUUUAAUCAAGUAAUUGGUACAAGCAGCAGACUGGCGCCUACAUUCAUUGCAGUUAGAAUAGUUGAGAGUAGAUUUCCCCCCCCCUCCCAAUCAUAUGUUCCUUAUUAACAUCUGCCUUGCUGGAUCAAAUGGCCAUAGUCUUAAUACUACUGUUUCUUAACCUGGUAGCAAAUCAGUAAAUCUAGCUUAUUGUAGCAUUAUAACUGCUGUUAAUCUGUUCAUAAUACUGGGAUAGUUAUUGGUAUAAAAUGUAGAAUGAAGGUAUAUUGCUUUAUGGAAUGUUUACUAUUGAUUUAAUUUUUUUAUAAAGGGGGUGGGUGAGGGGGUGAAUAAGGUCUAAGCUGGUUUUCUACACUCCCUUCCGGCAGUGAAGAGGUUAACAUUCAUUCUCUGUACAUCUGGAGUGCUGGGUUCGCCCCAAUGAGUGUUUGGUUAAAUGUUCAAUGUGGCUUUCCCACUGGCGCCAGGCUGUCUCCCAAACGCUUCCACUAAACCCUCCUCUUCUCUCAAUCUCUUGCAGGUGUUCAUCAGACUUUUUUUUUUUUUUUUUUUUGGAACAUCAUGGCUACAAGACUUCUCUCUUUAUUAUGAAUGCUGAAUUUGUACAGCAAGCUUGUGGAAGGAAAAAAAGGGGGGGAACCAACGUGGCUAUGAAGAGACUUGCAUCCAGAUUAUUUUUAAUAUAUAUAUUCCCACCCGCCCCCCCUCUCAUCCCAUUUUUCUCAAAUCAAGCUGUUUUGGACUGAUUUUAGUUUAUUUAUGAAAGACUUUUUAUUGACCUUUUCUUACACGGGAAGGCUGAAUCUAUAUUAUCUCCUACAUGGGGAUUGAACAUUAAUGUAUCACAAGGGAUUUGCCACUGUAUCUACAUCAGAUCACUACUCCUGAGAAGGUGAAGGAAGCCCCAGCUAUCAUGGACAUAUGGCAAUUUUAGAUUUACCCUAGCACAGAUUCUCAGUGUUUGCCAUCAGAAGUGUUUUUUUGAUUGUUCUUGAUGUUGGGGUUUUGUGAUCAAUAAAACAGAUAUGUGGGUACAUGGCUGGACACUCUAAAUCAAAUUCUGUUACAAGUGGUAUGAAGUCUCAGAACCACUGCCCCCUUAGAUCAUCAUACUUUACAUCCAGCAUUGAAUGCUAUUGUGUAUAUAGUGAAUAAGAUAUCUUGAACUCUUAAUUUGAGUUUUUCCUCCCCCCUUGUACAGUGGCAGAGAUAACAUUUCUGCAAAUGUUUAAUGAUGUACUUAAAUCAUGCUAAACUUUUUAUAAAAGUUUGGUUGUAAGCUUUUUUUAUACAGAAUAAAUUGUGUUUAUUGACCUGUGACUUAUUUAUUCAGCUGUGAUUUUUUUUUUUUUUUUUAAUCUAGUGUAAAGGUUACUUUUUACUUGGCCAGAUGGCCUAUUGUCCUUCCUUUUUUGUAAAAAUUCCUAUGCCAUCCCUAUAGUUAGAACUGGUCAUUCUUUGACCCACAAGAAAAUGAUUGUCUAGUGGACUAUGAACAUUGUUUUGGGGAUUGAAGCUCAAUUAACCCUUAACUGUGGUCUCUGCAUGCAUUAUAUACAGUUCAUACUGCUGGCUUAGAACUGGCUUUCAAAUAAACCCAGCAGGAUCCAACUACCCAACUCCAUUUUAAUAAGCUUCUGAAUGCAAUCACCUCUCCCAUAAACUAACUCUGCAGAGGGGCUCUUGAUAAUGGAGAGGGUGGGGGUCUAAAAUAACCAUAAUGUUCUUUAUUAAACUUUGGCUGAUCCUUAAAGUACUUUCCAUCAGAAUUGAAUUAGUUUGUAAUGGGACUCUAUAUAUUUUCCUAGACCUCUAACCGCCCUCCCCUUAAUUCCUAGUAUGGGUUGGUUGCAAUAUCUUCACUCAAGGGGUAGAUAAUGAAUUUUAACCAAACUAUCUGUACUAGAUUAAACCCCAACAUAACUCAAUCGUGGCUAGCCCAGAAGAAAAUGAUCUGUGUAUACUUUCCUAGCUCUCAAUAGUUAAUGAGUUUAUUGCUUUUUACUUUUAUAACUGGAUGACUGUCCGAAUUCUUUAAUGGUAGGAGUCAAAAUGCAUAGAAACAUGUAUAGGAAUUAUUGGUAGACUUGGAUAAAGGUUAAUAUCAUGUAACCAGUCCCAAAUUCGAUCUGGGAUAAAUCAUGGUAGGGGUUUGUGUAUAUAUUUAGAAAGGGGGACACAUUAACCCCCAGAUUCUGUAGCCUUACCAUAAGGUCAUUAGUGUUGUAGAUCUCCUGGGGAAUUAGCCUUUUAACCACCCCUGUCCCCAGGUGACAGUUGGAAAUUAUCCAGAGUAAAGAGGUUAUCAUUUUUAGGAUGUCCCUGGGAUCCUCAGUUCUAUGAAGCUGAUUUAUCACCGUCCCUUUAAGUGUCCCAGGUGCCUGUUGAUUGAAGUAGUGGAGGUUUGGGAGGAAUGGGUUAACAGUGCUGCAGGGAGGCCUCACCUGUGGGCUGUAACCUGGGUUAAACAGGUGUCUGGGAGGCGCCGCUUAGUCUGAAGCGGCUGCCCUUCCUUGCCCUUGACAUAAAAUCCAUCUUCCUGGACUGAUCUUAAACAAACAGCCAUGAAAGGGCUGCCUGGCUCCUCGCUAUCAGUGAACCCAAAACACAAGCAUUGCAUUGAAAGCAGCCAUGGGAGAGGAGAGCAGCUAAUCUCUCACAUGUCACAUCAGCAGACAAUCUGCUAUCACAGGGAGAUCAGGAGUGCACCUCCCCCUCUCUGCUAGCCAAGAACACAGGGCUACUAGUCAUAGGUCACUGAUCAAACCUAAAAUGUAUAUUGUACUUAGUGAAGGGUCUGCAUCACAAAUCGGUGUCCAUGUUCGUAUAGUGUGUAUCUAUAUAUCGAUCACACCCUGAACAUGUGUGCGGUUAUUGAUACAGUAUCGGCUUUAUGAAACAUAUUCUAAUUACAGAAUAGGAAGUUUUACAAGGUUUAAACUAAAGCUUGGAGAGUGACCUGCAGUAUACAGACGCCUGAUCACUUUAGUUUUAUGUAACAUUAAAAAAUAUAUAUAUAAUGGUACGUAAAAUAAAUUAAAAGGGGAAAAUAAAAUCUCUCACAAAUCAUGUGAGGUGUGGCUAGUGCAAAAGUGAAAUGGAUGAUGCUUUUAAUUAAUCUACUUUGGUCCCAGAAUACACUCUUCAUAAAGCACAGAGUGAAUCACGGUUUGUUCUCCUAUUAACACACACAAUAGAAGAUACUUCAUUCCUUGUUGGUGUACAGAUCACUAGAACAUGUCCAUGGUCUGCUGUUAUAGCACCAACCUCUACAGGAGCGCAGUACGCUGUAGUUGUGUUUGCAGGUAGCCCUGCUCGGCUCUGGGAAUUGCUGGACCUACUCAUUCCUCAGAAAAGUCCCAACAAUUUCCUGCUUAAUGAAUAAAGCUAAUAGUUUAGUAAAUUAACCCCAGAAUGGAACAAUUACAGAGACAAGUGAGCAUUGCCAUCAUUGUAUAUCCCCUGCUGUCAUACUGUGUGUGUGUGUGUAUAUACAUAAAAUGUGAUUUCUGGCAUUCUUCAACUGAGAGACUAUUGAGAUAUCAGGGUGCUUCCCAGCGCAUGUAAUACAUCCAAAUAUUGACGAGAGCACUUAAUGGUUUUAAGAAAUGAAAAAAAAAAAAAGUACAUUUCAUGCGAUUGUGAAUACUUUUUUUCACUUCUUAAAACCAUUGCGUGCUCCCGUCAAUUUGGGGGAUAUAUAUCUAUAUAGAUAUAUAUGCAUAAUUAUAAAAAAAAACAAAAAAAACUUUUCUGUUACAGUGGGCACAUAGACCAUGAUGAGUGAUUCUGAAUUAGAUCAUUUAUUUCUUUGUGGUAUUUACUAUCUGUAUUUUAUAGUGGCAGUAAUUAUUAUUAUUAUUGCAAUUUACAUAGCGCCAACAUAUUCCGCAGCGCCUUACAAUCCUAGAAGAGGGGAGGGGGUUAACUACAAAUAGGACAAUUACAAAAAAAACUAACCGGAUUGUGUUCGAUUCAUAAAUCAUCAUGGUUUUAUUUAGGCAUUUCAGGCCCAAAGGAAAUAAAUACCGAUAUCUACCUAUAAACAUGCUGCAACUCUGUUCUUUAAAGUAAUAAUUGUGCAGCAAUCUGGCAGGCGAGGAGUUAACUGUACUAUUCUGUAGAGCUGAGCGGUGCAGUCUUUCAGGCAGGGGCCCUUUGGUAGCUCUCUGGCUCCCUCUAGACGUCGCGGGCGUUAUUGCAACGGUUGGAGUGUACUUGGUUUAAAGGAUCCUGCUGAUUUAAAAGAUUUCAUAGGAAAAUACAUCAAGAUUGUGUUCAUUUGCCUCUUCCUGUUUUGCUGCUAGUCUUAAAGUAAAGUUUGCAGUAUUUCAGGGAGUUUGCAGAUAACAGACCUGCUUUGCUGAGCUGUUAUUUUGUCAAUGCACCCAAUAAGCAACAUCAGAUCAGUAAAUUGCUGUCUUUUUUCCUGAGUAUGAUCUUUCUUUAAAAAUGAUAUAUAUAUAUAUAUAUAUGUUUUCCCUUCUCAAGGUGUGUUGAGAAACAGACUGUAGACAAAGUAGGCACAUGCACAAUUUCUCAACUAAGGUUUUGGUGCCCUUUAUAUCUAUUACCACCUAUUCACUAAAACUGAGAAUUGUCAGAGAAAUAGGGCAAUUAUGUUAACUAUAGGGGGGCAAUAAAUGUGAGCAAAGUUUAAUUGAUUUUCCCAUAACAGCCAAUUUUGGCUUAAUAUUUGGAGUUACAUUGCCAAUUCUCCCAGCUGAGCAGUGUGUCUGUGUUACGGUAUGAGGUUAGGUGGGUAACUUGGAAUAAAAAAACAAUUCUUUUAUUUGCUCUCAACUAUCACCAUCUUAAUGCAAACCUUCAAGUAUGGGUAAAUAAUUUCACAUUUUAAUACUAUGUAUAUGGGUGGGGGUUUUGUUAACUCUUCAUAACCUAGUGAUGGUAAUGCCUUAAAGCAGUGAAUGCCAUUGAAUAAGCAGUGGUAUUUAAAAUUGGAACAUUCUACAAUUCUGUUCCAAGCCUUCCAAGCCAAGUUUUCUGAAAAUUUUGCCCCCAACUUCUUUAGACCUUGCAGACUGCUAGAAUUCCUGGCCCAAGGAUCUCCAAACUUACAGUCCCAUGCUUUCCUUAAGCCUAUGCUUCUAAAGUUUUCCAUGGCUGCAGUCUGAAUUCUCUGAAAUUCCUGUUUAAUAACCAUUUGUUUCUAUACUGAACAUGAUCAUAUGAAGUUAGCUAUAAGGCAGGUAUAGGCAACCUUCAGCACUGCAGAUGUUUUGGGCUACACCUCCCAAGAUGCUUUGUCAGCAUUAUGGGGGAUGUAGUCCUCAACAUCUGGAGUGCCGAAGGGUGCCUAUCCCUGCUAUAAGGUAUAGAUACUAUAACUAUUUAUUACCAAGACUUGACAUAGCGAAAUAACCGAAAUUAGUAUUGUACAUGUAACAAUCUUGUGUCUUGCCAUCACCACCUCUCCCUAAUUCUUUAUCCCAGGGCCUUCUAAAAGAUAUCCCUCACCAUUAAGUGAAUAAGCCCUUUGUUUCAUUAAUACAAUGGAUUAUGGAAUUAAUAUUGUUUACUCCUCUUUCAGAUAGUAACUUAUUUACUAGUAUUUGGCAAGUGGAGUCUAUGUAGUAUUAGUUCUAAAAGAAAACACACGUUAUUAUACAUUUUCUCUUUCCAUUGGGGGUAUAUCUAAAAAUGGCCUUUCAGCUAUUGAAGCGCUUGCUUGGGCAAGCUGUGUGUUGUAGCCAAUUGUGAAACACAUCUGGAGCACUUCCAUAUACAGAGUAUCUUUAAUGCUCCAUGAUGCUCCUGGAGUUAUGUCUCUGCUUAGCAAUGUCAUAAUGCAGGGGUGCCCAAAUGGUACAUUCACAGAUAUUUUAAAACCACAGCUUCCAUGAUGCUUUGUCAUUCUAAAUGCAUGCAAAGCAUCAAAGAGUUGUAGUCCUACGACGCCUGGGAAUCUACACAUUGGGCACCCCUGCUAUAAGGAGUGUUUGCACAAUAGAGCCUAUUUGUUUCUCAGAAUCAUGUAUGUGAACAUGCCACCGAGGUUAAAUACAUUUACAUGGUAUGAAAGUUGCAAUCUUAAAUCAGCUUGGGAUUUAAAUAAAUAAAUCUCAACACAUAGCUAGUUUAAGUUAUGGCAGGUUAGAUGGUAUAAAUAACUCGAGUGCCAUUAUGUUGGGUUAACCAGCCCUCUAAGUCAGCAGUAUUUCCCCUGAAUUUAGCUCCUGAGAUCUUUGCUAAAGACAAAUCAGUUAGAAUGAAGAGCAGAUAACUCCCUCUACUGGGGCCAGGAUAGGCUAAAACUAAGAUUAGUGUAUUAACCCCUAUAUGCUUUGCUUGACUAUAUCUAACAUACAUGGUUAUUAGUGAUUUCCGAUCUAUCUAAAAUUACAGUGGCAAGAAAUCCAUAAAUCAAGACUUCUCUCUGAACUGAACCUGUCACUCCAGGUUGUAUAUGUGUAGCUGCAUACUGCCACCUAGUGUUAGUAUGUAGGAAGUGGAACAGUAUUAUCUGGUUAAAUGCUGCCAUUUACUGUUCCAAUCCAGUUGGCUAGCAAUUUACAGACAGUAUACAAGAAUGAAUAUAAUAAAAAAAAAAAACACAAUGCUGAACACUUCGACAUAAUGAUAUCCAGGUUAAUAUAUUUGUUGGUAAAUAGGCAUAACUGUAAAUACUGAAUGCAGUGGCAAGUCAACCAAUGUAGUAUUUUAUAUUGAAAUCCUAGUGUAAGGGCAUCAUGCCUGGCAUAGUAUGCAAAUCACUGAUGGCAAAGCUUUCCUACAGAUGUUUUACUUCAUUUCUCAUAAUGCUUAUGGCUUAGGAAGCUUGCACACAGCCUUUGUAGCAUCAAGCUUAGCCAUCAGUAUUCUAGCUUCAGUUUGUGAACAUUUCCCAUGAUGCUCGGCUAGCCUAAAGAGAUGGUAUGGUAUGAAGUUUAGGCAUCGCUGAUGGAGUCAUACACAGAGAUUGGUAGGCAGAGCACUAGGUAAUUCCUAAUUAAUAAUUUCCAAUUCCUACUCAUUAGGCUAAUCUAUAGCAGUCUGUAUAAAAAGGCCUGCUCUUGUUAAAUUAAUAUCUACUCAGUUUAUAUGUGAGAUCCCAUAAUACAAUGCAGUGGGAUCAAGGUCAUGUAUUUAAUUACAGCAAUGACCACGGCUGGAUAAGAUGCUGGUGUGUGCAUUGUGACUGAGGGAGCUUAAUACAAGCAAUACAUCAGACAUCAAACAAUUAGAGCUCAGGGAGAGUGUGUAGCAGGCAGUGUAAUGGGAAAUGACCUGAGGGGCUAAUAAAUAAAGCUACAAUGUGAUCACAGUCUACAGCGGCUAUGAAUAUAAUGAAGUUCAUUCCUCAUGUCACACUCUGUAAUUCUCACAGAAAGCAGAUCGUCAUCUGAUACAAAGUUUUGCCAAUUAUACUGCAGAGAAAGCAUUACAUUUAUCAGUUGGGGAAACCGACCCAGAAUUUAUGACCUGCGGUGUUGUUAGGGAUAAGCAAACUCUGCUCUUCCAGCUGCUGUCAAGAUUGCCAGCCAGUUUACUGCAUCUGGCUGGCUGGGAGUAAUGGCAAUAAUAUCCCGUAGUUAAUGGAAAAUAGGAAAUCUGCAGUUCAUUUCUUCACUCGCUGUUUAACAAAACACAUUACAAGUCAGUGUCAAAUAUAUCAACAAUAAUGCUGGGUCUAUACCAUCAUACAAAUCAGUUUUUUUUUUUUCCAGGAUCCUAUUUGAAAAUCAACAAUCAACUCUGCAAGGCAAUAUAGAGCCAGUUAUAUGAAAUAAGCUUUCCAUUCUGCUAGCAUGAGACCUUUAUGAUGGAGC
Messenger RNA from Pelobates cultripes (western spadefoot toad), 8889 nucleotides. The record is from the annotation of a GenBank genome assembly. NCBI's taxonomy places the organism in Eukaryota, Metazoa, Chordata, Amphibia, Anura, Pelobatidae.